UAUCACUAAGGUCCAGUGUCCAGUUCCCUCCCAUGUGUUUGAUGUUGUGUUGUGGUUUUGUCCUGUUGUGACACUUGUGUCUGGUUGAAUGAGGAUAGAAGAAUGGACGGACAACAAAUUAGCAUGGACGAGGCCAGUAGUUCCGAUCAGGAACAGAGCCCUCAACUUCAGUUUGCUCGCCCUUCUAAAAAACGUUCACAUUCGCUCGAAUCCGAGAGACCAGGAAUAAUAUAUCUCAGCGCCGUGCCCGAAUUCAUGACUGUUCAGAGGUUGAGAAACACAUUCGAAGAAUUUGGGGAAAUAAAUAGGACCUUUUUUCAACCUGUUGAGAAGAGCUACUCAUACAAGAAAGGCCUUUUGUUUAGUGAGGGCUGGGUGGAAUUCCGACAGAGGAAAGUGGCCAAGUAUGUCGCCGUGGCUCUCAACAACACUCAAGUUGGUGGCAAGAAAAGAAAUCCGUGGUACAACUGUAUCUGGAACAUAAAAUACUUGCCUAAAUUUACCUGGACAGAUGUGAAUGCUGAUAGAGAGCUGAAGAGAGCGACGUACGACAGUAGGAUCCGUGCUGACAUUUCUCAGGUCAAAAAACAAACAAACUAUUAUGUGAGUAACAUUGAGAAAAGUAAAACUUUGCAAGAAAUGAAGAAGAGGAAGGAGAAAAAAGGUGAGGUUUUUGAAAAAAGAACAUUUGGUGAUGGUGCACAGCAGAAAUUGACAGAUGAGGAAAUUCUGGCAAAUAAGAAAGGCAAGAAAAGGAAAAGCAGUGAUGAGUCCAGUGAAAAGAAAGCAAAACUGCAGAGAAAGACAUUCACAGGUGCUAAUGAGGAUGCGAGCCGAUCCUUUGUAAUGAAAAACAUUUUUGGCUCCUCAAGUUGAUGUUCUUUGUGGUGAUGGAUUGUGCUACAAGUGGCUCUUGAGAUUGAAGUGAUUCCAGAUAGUAGGGCGUUACCAACGACUAUGUAUGUAAGUUUGUUAGGUGGCUACCUCACUCAGUGACAUGUGCAUUGUGACUGUUUGAUGCCUCAUUUUUAAUGCCAGGUUUUCCCGACAAGUCGUGUAAAAUCUCGCUUUUAUUAAAUUUUGUCUGUGUUGUUCAUUAUUGUGUCAUGAGACCUGUGUCUGUGAUGUAGCUGAGUUAGGUGUUUUGCUGCUGUAUGUAGGGUGGGAGGACCAUGUUUGAUGCCCAUGUCGGGGAAUUUUAUCAAGUAUCUUGGUCUUUCUGCUAGAACAUUAGUAUCCCUCUCCUCAGCCCGGAUUGCCCCUGGUGGGUAAGGUCAAAGCCCAUCUCCUUAAUGAUCUAAAUGGUGUUGAUAGGGGCAUAUUAUAUAAUAAAAAACACAUAUGUAUACAUACACAAUAAUACAUACAUACACAUGGUGCAUUCCAUGUUAGACUUUCAAUUUCGUCAUUUUUUAGAAUUAUUAUUAUAAUGGCCAAUACUGCUAUACUUUUCUGUAUAGAAGGUAUCAAAUUAAUAAAAUCCGCCCAAAACAACUUGGUGGGACUUUGCUGUCCUACCAAAUUAUUUAGGCAAACUUGGUCAAUGUUCAUGGCUGAGUUAGUUCAUUUUAUAGAGAUCAGUUAAAAUACCAUUCAUGGUCUUCAAAGGGUAAAUUGAAGAUUGCUUUAAUAAUUAAUCAUUCUUUCUGGUAGGUUUCUUCAAGCUUGUGGAGGCUUUUUUGUUGUUGUUGUUGAUUAUAUGAGUUACGUAAGUUUGGCAGGUUCAACAAAAAGUAUAAAGCUAAGGUGACACAAUAACAGCAAAUAAAGUUAAUCUCACAAACAAA
Molecule: messenger RNA, 1787 nt
Organism: Aplysia californica (California sea hare)
Lineage: Eukaryota; Metazoa; Mollusca; Gastropoda; Aplysiida; Aplysiidae
Product: pre-rRNA-processing protein esf2
Exons: 2
Coding region: 103-876 (257 amino acids)
Biological process (GO): small-subunit processome assembly; endonucleolytic cleavage in 5'-ETS of tricistronic rRNA transcript (SSU-rRNA, 5.8S rRNA, LSU-rRNA); endonucleolytic cleavage to generate mature 5'-end of SSU-rRNA from (SSU-rRNA, 5.8S rRNA, LSU-rRNA)
Cellular component (GO): nucleolus
Molecular function (GO): RNA binding
Source: RefSeq, a predicted model, not a curated record